AUGAGCGCCAUGUUCUGGGCGCUGGUGGGCGUGCUGCGCCUGGCGCUGGUGCAGUACACGGGCUUCAUCAUCGCCGUGCUGCAGAUGCACUCGUGGUUUGGCUGGAUCCGGUGGAUCAACCCCGCGAAUUUCUCGGCCGAGUCCAAGGAUGGGCGUCGCUGCCUGCUGGAUCAGGUCGGUGGGUGGGUCAAGCCCGGUACGCUAACGGCCCUGAUGGGUGCUUCGGGGGCCGGAAAGGCCACUCUUUUGGAUGUCCUUGCCCAGCGCACAACUGUUGGCGUCGUCACAGGCGACAUGCUCGUUAAUGGAAGCCUAUCGGGUGCCGACCAGCGCUUCACUCAGAUCAGAUAUAUCUGA
Molecule: messenger RNA, 357 nt
Organism: Lasiosphaeria miniovina
Lineage: Eukaryota; Fungi; Ascomycota; Sordariomycetes; Sordariales; Lasiosphaeriaceae
Exons: 2
Coding region: 1-357 (118 amino acids)
Molecular function (GO): ATP hydrolysis activity; ATP binding
Source: RefSeq, a predicted model, not a curated record